Messenger RNA from Impatiens glandulifera, 3225 nucleotides. RefSeq names its product ATP-dependent Clp protease ATP-binding subunit ClpA homolog CD4B, chloroplastic-like. Gene Ontology annotation, cellular component: cytoplasm. The coding region runs from base 221 to 3001 and encodes 926 amino acids. The transcript is spliced from 10 exons. NCBI's taxonomy places the organism in Eukaryota, Viridiplantae, Streptophyta, Magnoliopsida, Ericales, Balsaminaceae. Gene Ontology annotation, molecular function: ATP binding; ATP hydrolysis activity; protein binding. Gene Ontology annotation, biological process: cellular response to heat. The record is from RefSeq and is a predicted model, not a curated record.
AUCAAUCCAUUUCUUUGCCGACCCUAAUAAUCAAACACUAUCUCAAGCAAGAACCUACCUUUGCUAACCCCCGCCUCCCCCCUUUUCUUUCUUUCUCUCUCUCUAUCUCUCUCUAGUUCUUCUAAUUUAUUCAUUUUCAUCAAUCUGUUAGCUAAGGAGAAGGAGGAGGAGGGGGGGAGAUUCUGCUUCCUAUUUUCAGAAAUUAGAGUGAAGAGAAGCUAUGGCAGGAACACUGCUUCAGUCAAUCAUCAAGUUUCCUCCAUCCAUUGUUGGUGGUAGUAGUAGUGAUGGCCAACACGGGGGUCGUGUGAAACCAGUACAAAUGUUUUCUAGCAUAAGACCAUCUCCAAUUAGAUUGAGAAGCUUCUCAGGAUUAAGAGGUUCAGAUGCUUUAGUUUUUAAGUCAAGAACUGGUAUGGAUUUACAUUCUAAGGUGGCAGCUGCGAUAUCUGUACGACGAGGAAGAGCCUGUCGAACUUCUCCAAAAGCUAUGUUUGAGCGCUUCACAGAGAAAGCAAUCAAAGUGAUUAUGCUAGCACAGGAGGAGGCAAGACGGCUAGGUCACAACUUUGUUGGAACAGAGCAAAUUCUGUUAGGUCUUAUAGGCGAGGGCACAGGAAUUGCUGCCAAAGUUCUCAAAUCAAUGGGGAUUAAUUUAAAAGAUGCACGCGUGGAAGUGGAAAAAAUCAUUGGAAGGGGAAGUGGAUUUGUUGCUGUGGAGAUCCCAUUUACUCCUCGUGCUAAACGUGUCCUGGAACUCUCUCUUGAAGAAGCCCGCCACCUUGGUCAUAAUUAUAUUGGAUCAGAACAUUUGUUGCUUGGACUUCUUCGUGAAGGCGAGGGUGUGGCAGCUAGAGUUCUUGAAAAUUUAGGUGCUGACCCCAAUAACAUUCGGACACAAGUUAUAAGAAUGGUUGGUGAAAGUAAUACAUCAGAUCCCAUCACAGCUGGUGUUGGAGGGGGAUCUAGUGGCACUAAAAUGCCAACUCUGGAGGAGUAUGGCACGAAUUUGACAAAGUUAGCAGAAGAGGGAAAACUGGAUCCAGUUGUUGGAAGACAAGCACAAAUUGAACGUGUCACCCAAAUAUUGGGUCGUAGGACAAAGAACAAUCCAUGCCUGAUAGGAGAACCAGGUGUUGGAAAGACGGCCGUUGCUGAAGGACUUGCUCAACGAAUUGCAAAUGGUGACGUUCCCGAGACCAUUGAGGGGAAGAAGGUUAUAACUCUUGACAUGGGUCUCCUUGUUGCGGGUACAAAGUAUCGGGGAGAGUUUGAGGAGAGACUUAAGAAACUGAUGGAGGAGAUUAAACAAAGUGAUGACAUUAUCCUUUUCAUUGAUGAGGUGCACACACUAAUUGGAGCAGGUGCAGCUGAGGGAGCUAUUGAUGCUGCAAAUAUUUUAAAACCAGCUCUUGCAAGAGGUGAAUUGCAGUGCAUUGGAGCCACCACACUUGAUGAGUACAGGAAACACAUUGAGAAAGAUCCAGCUUUGGAAAGAAGAUUCCAACCUGUGAAGGUGCCUGAACCUACUGUGGAUGAAACCAUACAAAUCCUAAAAGGACUACGAGAGCGAUAUGAGAUUCAUCACAAGCUUCGUUACACAGACGAAGCAUUAGUGGCAGCUGCACAAUUAUCUUUCCAGUACAUCAGUGACCGCUUCUUGCCCGACAAAGCUAUUGACUUGGUUGAUGAAGCUGGUUCUAGGGUCCGGCUUCGUCAUGCACAGCUACCUGAGGAAGCAAGAGAACUUGAGAAAGAGCUAAGGCAGAUUACGAAAGAGAAGAACGAAGCUGUUCGCGGUCAGGACUUUGAAAAAGCUGGAGAAUUACGCGAUAGAGAAAUGGACUUCAAAGCACAGAUUUCCACACUCAUUGACAAAAACAAAGAGAUGACUAAAGCCGAGAGUGAAGCUGGGGAUGAUGUCGGUCCUGUUGUGACCGAAGUCGACAUACAACACAUCGUCUCGACUUGGACUGGCAUACCAGUUGAGAAAGUCUCCACAGACGAAUCCAAUCGAUUGCUGAAAAUGGAGGAAACCCUACACAAAAGAAUCAUCGGUCAAGACGAAGCCGUUAAAGCUAUUAGCCGAGCCAUUCGUCGUGCUCGAGUCGGUCUCAAGAAUCCCAACCGACCCAUCGCCAGUUUCAUCUUCUCCGGCCCUACCGGAGUCGGCAAGUCCGAGUUAGCCAAAGCUUUAGCCACUUACUACUUCGGCUCAGAAGAAGCCAUGAUUCGGCUCGACAUGUCCGAGUUCAUGGAACGACACACAGUCUCGAAGCUCAUUGGUUCACCUCCCGGUUACGUCGGUUACACAGAAGGCGGUCAGCUGACCGAAGCUGUUCGUCGCCGCCCUUACACAGUCGUCCUUUUCGACGAGAUUGAGAAGGCACAUCCAGAUGUCUUCAACAUGAUGCUUCAGAUUCUCGAAGAUGGAAGGUUAACCGAUAGCAAGGGCAGAACAGUAGAUUUCAAGAACACGCUCCUAAUCAUGACAUCGAACGUGGGAAGCAGCGUGAUAGAGAAGGGCGGUCGUCGGAUAGGAUUUGAUCUCGAUUACGACGAGAAGGAUACCAGUUACAACCGGAUCAAGAGCCUAGUGACCGAAGAAUUGAAGCAAUAUUUCAGGCCAGAGUUCUUGAAUAGGUUAGACGAUAUGAUCGUGUUCAGACAGCUGACAAAGCUAGAGGUGAAGGAGAUUGCAGACAUCAUGCUUAAAGAAGUUUUCGAGAGGCUUAAGGGUAAAGAGAUCGAACUUCAGGUAACAGAGAGGUUUAGAGAUAGGAUUGUGGAGGAAGGGUAUGACCCUAGCUAUGGGGCGAGACCACUCAGGAGGGCUAUAAUGAGGCUAUUGGAGGAUAGCAUGGCUGAGAAGAUGCUUGCAAGAGAAAUUAAGGAGGGAGAUUCGGUAAUUGUGGAUGUGGAUGGUGAUGGGAAUGUUACUGUCCUUAAUGGAAGCAGCGGCGCUCCAGAGUCUUCUUUGCCUGAGCCUAUCGCUGUUUGAGUUAUUAUAGGUUAGAAUUAGCUGUUUGUAUUGUUGCUUCUUCUCUUCCUUUUAGGGUUUCAAAUAAUUGAAUUUGUGGUUUGGCUAGUUUGUAGUUCUUGUUUACACCUUGAUUUAUUACAACUAUUUGACUACAACUAAGUACUGAGUUCAAACUAUGACUCUGAGGUUCUUAACUAAGUACGCCGCCCCGAUUAUAUUCGAUCGCGAGUGUUAUGUUUUCA